Molecule: messenger RNA, 1653 nt
Organism: Archocentrus centrarchus (flier cichlid)
Lineage: Eukaryota; Metazoa; Chordata; Actinopteri; Cichliformes; Cichlidae
Gene: fam167ab
Product: family with sequence similarity 167 member Ab
Exons: 2
Coding region: 406-1044 (212 amino acids)
Source: RefSeq, a predicted model, not a curated record
GUUUUGCCUCUGUGUACCGUUGCCUUAUUUUUGAUAUUAGAGAGGCCACAUGCUUCAGCUAAAUCCUGUUUAUAGAAAUGCAAUGAAGGGCUUUCUAGACUUUAAUCUUAUUGAGGCCAAACUGAGGGGAAGCUUUUCUCUCUGUUGGUACUUUUGUCCUGUCACUGGCAGCAAAUGGUUCAUAACCUGUGUCCUUUUUCCUUCUACAGAUCUAAAGAUAUUCUGCAUUUGAAACGCCUGAUUCCACUUAAAACUAAAGACUGGAUCUCCUGAAGGAUAUAAAGGGCAGAAAAGUGAAUGCUGGGUGGACAAAAUGAAUGACUGCGGUCAUUUACAACAAUGAAAGAGGCCAGAUAGUGUUUUAUUUCAAUUUUAUUUGUUUGUUUUUUUUUAUUUAACAGAUUAAUGAUGAAUGCACACUCAGCUCCACAGAUUGUGGUUAACAGGGCAAAUGGCCGGGAGGAAGCAGACUGUGGGGAAGAUGUAGAUUUGCAUACAGAUGAUCAUCUGAUGUCUUUGAAGGCCUUGACAGAGAAACUAAGACUGGAGACCAGGAGGCCCUCCUACCUGGAGUGGCAAGCCCGACUAGAAGCAGAUGACUUGGGAGACUCAGAAAAUGGGGAAGAACCAAUCACAGUUGAGCCCAAAGGGAAAGCAGUUAGGCCCAAGGCGACUGUGAGUGUAGCGGACUCAGAUGUGAUUCAGUGCAAGUUGCCUUCAGGUGGACUGCAGGGAUUUGAAAGCAUUGACGAAGCUCUCACGUGGCUCAGAAGAGAACUGACAGAUAUGCGCCUGCAGGACCAGCAGCUUGCGAGGCAGCUCAUGCGGGUUCGGAGUGACAUCAACAAGCUGAAGAUUGAGCAGGCGUGCCAUCUGCAUCGCCGAAUGCUCAACGAUGCGACCUUCGGCCUCGAGGAACGGGACGAGCUCUCAGACCUGCUGUGCGAAUGCCCGGUCACCCCGGGCCUCGGCCUUUCUGCCCCACUGAGACUUAUCGGAGUGACCAAGAUGAACAUUAACUCACGCCGAUUCUCGCUGUGCUAGUGGUUAUGAUAGCGCUUCAGGCAAAAAUAAUUAAAUAAAUAAACCCUGAAUACAAAACAUUCUUUUAAUACAAACUUUGCAGUUUUUGAACUAAUGUAAAGCAGCCUCAGGCAUGUUUCUGUCUUUUAAAACCAUAUCAGUACUGAUUACAUUAAGUAGUAUCAUCUGCUUUCUUGGACUUUCAUGAUUUCUAUCCAUAGGACAAGAUUUAUCACGCACAGAUCUGAUAUUUAAAAUGGUUUUAUUUAAUUCAGAUCUCUGGAGGACAUUUUCAGCAGACAAUAAUUUUGUUUCUAUCCUGUAACUUACCCCGAAUGUUUUUUUUUUUUUGUUUGUUUUGUUUUCAAAAAGAUGCCUUAAUAUUAUUCAGAUUGUGCACUCUAUGGCCGCUGCCUUUUUUUUUUUGAUUUAGCAAGUGGUUAUGUGGAGUGAGCAGCUUUUGUUUGUAGAAUAUCAUGGAUGUAAUUGCUUAUUCUUUAUAAUGAUUGUCAAAUUGCACUCAUUUCUGAGCUUAGUCUUGCACACCUGACUGGAGCUUUGCCCUUUGCUCUUAUAGUAACCAUGUCAGUUGCUCUUGUGUGUCUGAAACAGAAACAUGCUUUGUUUUCA